AGUGGUAUCAUUUAGUCUCAGAAAUGAAGAACUAUUUACGACAAACUUGGGUGUUUUGCCACAGAUGGCGCCAUUAGUUUUAAAAUCCGCUCACUGAGCCGCUCAGUGAGCGAUGGUUUUCUGGAUGUAUACAUUGAGAAUAAUUUUAGUUGUAUACUAUUGUAUACUAAAAUUCGUUAGAGAAUAGAUUCAAAUAGCAAACAGAAAAGUGUAGGAAUUUUUGUUAUUGUAUUAUGUACGAAAUAUAGUUUAGCACAAAAGCGAAAUAACAAGUAACGUUGUGUAAUAAAACAUAAAAAGCCCCGGUAAUUAUAUACUUCAUGACAUGAUUUGGUAUGACAAAAUAUAAUAAAGAUUAGUUACUUUAAUGUCACUUUAGGAGAUAUGUCAUAUUGUUUUUAAAAAAUAAUGGCUCAUAUUAAGGCACAUGAUAUAUAUAAAAAACCUCGUACAAAAGACAUUAAAACACAAGAAGAUGUUACAUUUUUUCAAAUGGGUUUUUGUCAAAAAAUCUUAGAUGGAUUAUCCAAUUGUGGUUUUAGAAAACCAUCACCAAUACAGCUAAAGGCUAUUCCACUAGGAAGAUGUGGAUUUGAUUUAAUAAUGCGUGCAAAGUCAGGAACUGGAAAGACUUUAGUUUUUAGUGUAAUUGCGCUUGAUAUGGUCGAUAUACAAAUAUCAUCUGUUCAAGUAUUAAUAUUAGCACAUACAAGAGAAAUUGCUAUACAAAUUUCACAAGUUUGUUCAUCUAUAGGUUGUGAAAUAAAAGGAUUAAAUGUUGAAGUAUUUAUUGGUGGAAUGGCUAUAGAUGAUGAUAAAAAGAAAGUAAAUAGUUGUCAUAUAGCUGUUGGCGCUCCAGGCAGAAUUAGGCAUUUAAUUGACAAAGGAUUUUUAAAAGUUGAAAAUGUUAGAUUAUUUGUACUUGAUGAAGCAGACAAAUUAAUGGAAACUAGUUUUCAGAAAGAUAUUAAUUAUAUCUUUUCAAAAUUGCCAUUAAAUAAACAAGUUAUAGCAUCAAGUGCAACUUAUCCAGGAGACUUGGAAACAUUUUUAUCAACAUAUAUGUGUUCACCAGUUCUAGCAUCUACAGAUGACGAUGGACCACUACUCGUUGGACUUCGACAGUUUGUAGUGGUUACUCCUUCUCAUCCAAAUGCCAUGAAACAGGUCCAAAUAAAAGUAGAUGAAUUGACUAAAAUAUUUAAUAAAAUUCCAUUCAAACAAUGUAUGGUUUUUUCAAAUUAUCAAUCAAGGGCACAAUCAGUGUGUAAUAAAAUUAAUUCUAUGGGUUUCAAAGCUACUUACAUUGCUGGAAAUCAAGAUAUGGCAAAAAGACUUGAUGCAAUUAAUAAAUUAAAAACCUUUAAAUGUAGAAUAAUGCUAACAACUGAUUUAACUGCAAGAGGUAUAGAUGUAGACAAUUUGAAUUUAGUUGUUAACCUUGAUUUGCCAAUAGAUGAAGCAACAUAUUUACAUAGAAUAGGAAGAGCUGGACGUUAUGGAUCUCAUGGUAUCUCUGUUACAAUAAUUGCAGAGAAUGAACUUGAAAUAUUUAAACAAUUAUUAGCUUCUGUUGGGGGACCAGAUUUUUACAUUUUAAAACUUCCAUUAAAUUAUCCAGAUGACAUUUGGACUACUCCCAGUACAAAGUUUGAAAAAAUGUAUGUAAAAUUUAAUACUUCUAAUGAAAACCAAUUUGAAGUUGGUAAUGUUAUUGAAGCUGUGAAUGAUUCAGCUGUAACAAUUGAGGACAUAGAAUUAACGAAUAAUGUAAAUUCAGAAAGUUCUAUGGUAUCGGGUAAUGUAAAUAAGGAGGAAGUCUCUAAAGUAGAAAUAACAAAAAAUACCAGAAUUAAAAAUGUAGAUAAUUUCUGUAAAGAUUUUCCAAGCUUAAAAAACUCGUUUAAUUUACGUAAUAAAAGAAAAGUUAGCUCUAUAUUUUUGCGAAACAUUAAUGGAACUGACAAAUCUCAAUGUACUAAAGCAAGUAAAACAGAAGCAACAGUUACAAAGAUAUAUAGUUCGUCUAAAGCAAAGGUUAUACAUAAAUUUAAAUUAAAUUGUUCAUCAAAUAAUCUUUCCAAGUGGGAAGACGCUAAUCAAAAUAUUAAGUUCGAAGUUGAUUUAUCGGACAUUCAAGAUAAUUUGUCCGAUUCUAACCUUCAAUAUGCUAUAGAAUAUUUAAAAUAUAAUCCCUGUAAGAAAAAUUCGGAAGAAGUCUCUGGAUGUUGUAACUCUGUAAAUAUUAAUUCUGCAAAUACGGUUAUUAGUAGUAUUGUGUCUGAUAGAAUAGAGAGGUUAACUGAAUCAACUGAACAAAUAAUAACCGCUGAGACUGAAAUAGUUUCAGAUGAAAUACACGACUCUACAAAUGUUUUGGAGGAAUUAAACUGCCGUCUUUUAGAAUACAUGACAGGUUUUCGUAAACUUGACAGUGUACAUUUCGAUGAAAAGGAAAUUUUACAACAAGCAGCCAUUUGGAAGGAAAAACUUAAUUUCGAAAUUAGAAUAUUAGAUUCCUUAAUGCGAUCCAUGAAAGAAUCCGUUCAAAGAUUAAUAUAUCAUAAACAUUGUCAAAUGUUUGAAACAUUCUAUAAUAUACAAAAACAAGCUGUCUUGUGCAUUUAUCCGGAAAUACGAAAUGAUGAUGAAAUAAAUGACACCUAUCUGUAUUCUGGAUGUGCAGUUAAUGAAAAUUUAUUAGAACUAUACAAAGAAAUUGAAGAGUUUAAGUCGUUACAUAGAAUAUCUGGAAAAAAAUUUGAUGCAUACUUCCCAUAUCCUAUUAAAGAAGAUUCAUAUAUGCCAGGACUUAUGAUAUCAAAAUGUGACAUAGAAAUUUAUCGCUAUGCAUUGCGAUAUUUCAGGUCAAAUCCUCAUCCUACAGAGAUGUUUCUGCAACUAAUAAAUUUUGUAGCGUUUAUUAGCGAAAGUAAUAAGUUUAAUUUGAUUGAUAAGUUAAAAGAUCAAAGCAACAAGUCAUUUGACGAAUUGUUAUCAAUAAUACAAGAUGAAGUAGUACACAAUCAGAUCGAUCAAGAUAAAUGCAUGGUGCACGAAAUUGAUUCAUCAAAAGAUAUGAACAAUACUAUUGAAGAUAAAAAUGUGAUUAAUUUAAGAGAUUGUAUUUUCCAUAACCAAUCUGCUGAUGCUCAAAGCAUGAAAUAUACUAAUGAAAAAAGAGAUGUAUCUACAGAUGAAGAUAAUAUGGAGGAAAUAAAUAAUAAAUACAGUUUCAAUAAUUCUACUACUACUUCCACUACUUUAGUGCCAAUAAAAUCUGCUCAGAAGGAUUUUGCUAAUAUUCAAGACUUUGUAUGUCAUGAAAAUCAUACUUUACAAAGUAACACAUUAGACACUUCGUCAAGUGAAGGUGACGAUUUGAAGAAAAUUAUGCGUAAUAGCAAAGUACAUACAAAAAGUAAAUGUUAUAGACAGAAAAAGAAUCAGCGACAGAAGAAUACUACGUUUAUCAAAGAGAAAAGAAGAAGUUCGUAUAAAUGUAAAACGGUUCAUACGAAUAACAUACCGCACGAUCGAGAUAAUACAUUUCAUAAUAUUACUGAUACAUUUAAAAAGCAAUAUAAAUCCGAAACUCAGCCAUAUGUGUCAUUGCCUACAAGUGAUUACUUCGACAGAUGUACAUUAGAAACAAAGUUAAAUUGGCAUAUAAAUAAUACACAACAAAGUAAUUCUCAAAAUUCAUGUAUUAGUAAUGAUUCUUGUUCUGAAUCUCACAUGGAUAAGAAGUACUUUUCGUGUAAAUCUAUGUCUGACAAAUCUGGAGUAUCAACAAAAAGUAUAUCACAAAGGUAUCCAGACAAUAAAGUGGCGUAUGUACAACAAUAUGAACAACGAAGACAGUUUAUACAUACAUAUCCUACCACUGUUUGUAAUAGUGCACAUAAUGCAUAUUUUCCUAAUAGUUACUCGAAUUCUAAUUCUCAAAAAGAGGAAAAUAAUUUUUAUCAUUCAUCAAAUAAAAACAUCACUGAAUACGAAGAACAAAUUGAACAAUUUUUAUCUUCAUUAAGAGUUGAAACUGAUCAGUUGCAUUUAGAAUUAUACAAAUUGCAAAUGCUUCAUGAUUGAAUCCUUGUACAGAAAAAAAAUGUAUUUAAAACAAAUCAGUUCUCUAAGGCUACUUUAUAUACAGUAUAUAGUUAUUUUGUAAUAAAAAUUUGUUAUGCAAAGUAAUACAUCGGACCAUAUUUAAUUUUUCUAUACAAAAGAAAAUUCUUUAAAUUUAUGACAAUACAAUUUAUCAUAAGUGUUAUAUUUUAUAUAAGGAAUACAACUGACCUUGUUACAUAAUAAAAGCGAUCAUUUUUAAGCUAUUAUAUUUAUAUUUAACUA
Messenger RNA from Hylaeus volcanicus, 4356 nucleotides. RefSeq lists its product as uncharacterized. Gene Ontology annotation, biological process: spliceosomal snRNP assembly. The transcript has 7 exons. The coding region runs from base 409 to 4092 and encodes 1227 amino acids. The record is from RefSeq and is a predicted model, not a curated record. Gene Ontology annotation, molecular function: RNA helicase activity; ATP binding; RNA binding. Lineage: Eukaryota; Metazoa; Arthropoda; Insecta; Hymenoptera; Colletidae. Gene Ontology annotation, cellular component: SMN complex.